AUGAAGUCUGGGUCACUUGAUCAGUGGAGGAGUUACUUUAGAUCAUCCAGUUCGGAUAUUUUCGACAUAAUUGACCAUGCGAUUGUUGUUGCUGCUGCUGAUUGUCCGAAGGAGUUUAAGUUGAGGAGAGAUGGAAUUGCUGAGAGGUUGUUUUCUGUUAUGCUGAAUCGCUGUAAGGACUGCGAGAAAGUUGAAACGCCGGUUACUGAUAAUGAGAAUGAUGAACUUUGCAAGAGAGGUUUUGUUAGAGAUGGUGGGAGUAAGGAGAGUAAGGUGAAUUGCGGGGAAGGUAAUGGAGUGGUGGAAGUGAACCCUAUUAGCAAUUACACCUUUGUAGAUGCGGAGGCUCUCACGGAUAUGCUCGAAGCGGAGUCUGAGCUUCUUGCAGAGGUUAUGAGAAUCAAAGAGGUUCUCAAUAGCUAUGAAGAUGAGUCUGACUCGGCGCUGUUUGAGUCUCUGAGGAGGCUUCAGCUGAUGCAUAUCUCUGUGGAUCUUCUUAAGUCAACUGAGAUUGGAAAGGCUGUCAAUCCUCUUCGAAAGUAUGGAUCAAAGGAUGUCCGUCAACUCGCACGGGUCCUCAUCGAUGGGUGGAAAGAAAUGGUCGAUAAUUGGGUCAACGGGAAUGCAGCGAAACCUGCCGCAGAAGGAGGCACACCGGAUUCGAUAAAUCCGUCUGUUGUUGAGAAUGCAGAAGAUGAGGAGGAAGGAGGACUUCCAUCACCUCCUUUAGACGACGGGGCUUUCUUUGUUUCUCAACCCGGUUCAAUGGAGCUCUCACAGUUCUUCGAAGGCAUGGAUGAUGACGGAAAUCUUCGUAAGAGUGCACCUCCUAACAAGAACCGUGACAAUGGAGGAAAGCCGACAUCCGACACUCUAGUUAAGGACAAGAGGAAUUUCCCGGUUUUCAAUGCAACUGCUAUCCCUGCCAAUGACAACAAGAGUCAGCAAAUGAAGAAGACUGAGGCUGCGGUCAGGCUAAACAAACCGGUAGCUGCUGAUGCUGGCCGCGGAAGACCAAUGAACCCGAACAUUCAGCGAAAACCCAAUGUAGAGCCGAGGCUGCAGCAGAAAGCCGGGAACAGUACUGUGCCAAAGAGGCCUCUCAAUGCUCAGCAAGAUCCGAAAUGCUCAAGUGAUGCUGAAAAGCUCGAAGCUACUAAGCGGAAACUUCAAGAGCGCUAUCAACAAGCUGAAAACGCCAAGAGGCAAAGGACAAUACAAGUUAUGGAAAUCAACGAACUUCCAAAGCAAGGAGCUGUCCAACGAAACACUAAUUUCAAACCGGGAAAUCACAACCGGCAAUGGGCUAACGGUCGUAGAUAG
Molecule: messenger RNA, 1323 nt
Organism: Lathyrus sativus (Indian pea)
Lineage: Eukaryota; Viridiplantae; Streptophyta; Magnoliopsida; Fabales; Fabaceae
Source: the annotation of a GenBank genome assembly